AUGUAUAACAUGAUGGAGACUGAACUGAAGCCCCAAGCUCCCCAGACCAACGGGGGCUCGGGCAACACCAACACGUCCGGCACCGGCCCCAACCAGAAGAACAGCCCGGAGCGAGUCAAGAGACCCAUGAACGCCUUCAUGGUGUGGUCCCGGGGCCAGAGGAGGAAGAUGGCGCAAGAGAACCCCAAAAUGCACAACUCGGAGAUAAGCAAGAGGCUGGGAGCCGAGUGGAAACUGCUGUCCGAGAGCGAGAAGAGACCUUUCAUCGACGAAGCCAAGCGGCUGCGGGCCCUGCACAUGAAGGAGCAUCCGGAUUACAAAUACCGGCCCCGGCGGAAAACCAAGACCCUCAUGAAGAAGGACAAGUACACCUUGCCCGGCGGGCUGCUGUCUCCCGGGGGGAACGGGAUGGGAGCCGGUGUCGGCGUCCGUGGGGGCGGGCUGGGCGGCGGGGUGAACCAGAGGAUGGACAGCUACGCGGCGCACAUGAACGGAUGGACCAACGGGUACGGGAUGAUGCAGGACCAGCUGAGCUACCAGCACCCGGGGCUGAACGCGCACAACCCGGGCCAGAUGCAGUCCAUGCACCGCUACGACAUGAGCGCCCUGCAGUACAACAGCAUGGCCGGCUCCCAGAGCUACAUGAACGGCUCCCCGACCUACUCCAUGUCCUACGCCCAGCAGAGCACGCCGGGGAUGACGGCGCUGGGCUCCAUGGGGCCCUCCUCGGUGGUGAAGUCCGAGUCCAGCAGCUCCAGCCCUCCCGUCGUCACCUCGUCUUCCCACCGGGCCGGUCCGGGCUGCCAAAGCGGAGAUCUGAGGGACAUGAUCAGCAUGUACCUGCCCGGGGCGGAGGUCAGCGAGCAGACCGCCCAGACCAGGCUACACAUGUCCGGGCACUACCAGAGCACCGUGCCCGGGACGACGAUCAACGGCACGCUGCCGUUAACACACAUGUAA
Molecule: messenger RNA, 960 nt
Organism: Anoplopoma fimbria (sablefish)
Lineage: Eukaryota; Metazoa; Chordata; Actinopteri; Perciformes; Anoplopomatidae
Gene: sox2
Product: SRY-box transcription factor 2
Biological process (GO): cell differentiation; anatomical structure morphogenesis; regulation of DNA-templated transcription
Molecular function (GO): DNA-binding transcription factor activity, RNA polymerase II-specific; RNA polymerase II cis-regulatory region sequence-specific DNA binding
Source: RefSeq, a predicted model, not a curated record